GUACUACCGUCGUGUGCUGCACCCUGCUGAAGAAGAAGCGAUCAGAUGGCAGUCGGGGAUGCCCAUACCACUAUCAGGGGUUAGUGGCUACUACCGCCGCUUGUCGUCAAGCUUAGGACUAAGAAACAACCGGAUUGAGCAACACCGGGCACCGGAGAUGGACUCUGUGAUUUAGGCUGGCUCAGUGCAUUAAUGGCUACAGAUGCCUGGCAGUGGUGCCCUGACAUCCCAAUAUGCGGCUGAUCCAGGGGCUGACUGGUGAGAAGAUCAGACUGACUCAUGAGCAGCCUAGCCAGCCAGCAAACCCAUCUCAUAAACUUAACAUUGAAUUUUGUAAGAUACAUUUUUUGAGAAAUAUUAGUGAAAAGUACCUAGUACAGUGAAAACUGUCCGAGCAACCACCUGGCGCAGGCAACCACCUGCCGUCAGAGGACACUUUGAAAUAGUCCCGUCCAUUUUUACAUGACCCCCUCCAAAGCAACCACCUGUCUUCCCCAACUGUCCGAGCAACCACCUGGCGCAGGCAACCACCUGCCGUCAGAGGACACUUUGAAAUAGUCCCGCCCAUUUUUACAUGACCCCCUCCAAAGCAACCACCUGUCUUCCCCAACCAGCAACCACUUUUUUACAGUCCCAAAGGGGCAUUCAACCUGCCUAUACCAACCAAAAACAGUUAGCAGCCAUUUUUUAUAGGCAGAAUUAUGUGAGCACAGUUACCCUGGACUUUGAGACUUCUUUUCCUUAUGUAAGUGAAUACCAGUCAAUCAUAUUACCAAUGUGCACCAUGCAAAAUGGUUAUCAGUGAGAAUUUUGACAUACUGAUAAUUGAAAGCACUUGUUUGGGUUGUUCAAGGAAAUAGACAACUAUAAAACAAACCAUGUUUGAUUGUUAGACAAACUCAGCUCUGAUUGUUAAACAAUGGUUUCUUGAACCUUGUUUACAUAAGAGUAUGGAGAUUAAAAACUGUGUGCAUCUCUUAUAAAUAUGUUUCCUGGGAACUAAUUGAAAGGUGUAUAUCAUGCAAACCGUAUCAUUAUUUUUUUUUGCCAACCAACCAACUUGUCGGGAGCAACCACCUGUCCUCAGCAACCAUUUUUGCUCGGUCCCUUGAGUGGUUGCUCAGGAAAGGUUUGACUGUAGUUGUUUUGAACAUUUCCACAGAAAAGUGAAAACAAAACUAGUACAGUGUUAUUGAAGGAUAUAGACUAUUUAAGCAAUGUUUAACUCUGUGGACUGUUUGAAAAGUACAUCAUACAGCUUUCAGUUGAGAAGUUUGUUGUUUUCGCUGUUCAAAUGUUUUUUUUUUUUCUAAAAUCCUGCCAUUCUAAGAAUAGGCGUGUCCAAUACUUGACUAUCUUGUGUAGUUUGUGCCAAAGGGACCAUUAAGGAUCUGUGUAGUUAUUGUACAAAUUAAAGCUACUCGGAUCAGCCUGUAAUUUUGGUGAAAUGGCUGUUCUAGUUCUGUAGAACGAUCAUAUAUUCCAGAUGUUCUGAUUGCAUGUUCUAUUUUGUCCCAUGUUGACUAUCUUAGAAUUCCUAUUAUCAUUCCAUUAUUUGUUUCAAAUAAAAGUUAAAUGGACUAAAUGUAUUUCUACAUAUGAACUAAAGCCAGGUUUUAACGAGCACCUACUAGAUGUAAGUAAGUACUAGAAAAUGGUGACUUUGUAUAUUGGUAAGGCCGUUGGUACAACUUUGUAAGCCAAUUUUGCCCUGGUUGAAAGUUUAAGAAGUACUCUCCCUUUCUCAUGUAUUUUUGUCUGUCUUGCAUUACUGUGUUUACUUUACCGAUGAAGAGCGCCUAUUGUGUGAGUGUAGCAGUGUGUAAAACCCUUUUGAUAAUCGUGCGCAGUGUAACAUCUAAAAUACGUGUGCUGCUGAGCAGUAGACAGAACUGGUCGUUCCGGUCGCUACAGUCUCAAAGCGCAAUGUGGAGUGUUUGGUUUGACCCGGGCGAGGCAGUUGCCAGAAGCGUGUUAGAUAUUAUACACGCUGAAACGACUGGGUCAGAUUUAGGGGGUGUGACAUUCCAGCUUUGCCACGAUGUCGUCUGAAAUCUUAAAGGACAUCAGCGACGAGUUCUUGGAGUGCCAGGUCUGUUUCCGGACGUACAGCCGACCCAAGCUGCUCGGCUGCUUGCACACCUUCUGUGAGACCUGUUUAUCGGACCACGUGCCCGAAGGGACGUCUGAAAUCACGUGCCCUUCAUGCUCACAGACAACCCCCCUCCCCCAAGAUGGCGUGUCCCGACUGAAGGACGACUCCUUCAUAUCAAAUCUUGUGGCGACUGUUGGUGCGAAGAAGAGGGUGAUAGAAGGGACAGGGAAUAUUCCGUGCGAAGGUUGUGAGGACAAAAAGACGGCAACUUCACGAUGCGUCGUCUGCAACGACUUCUUGUGCAGGAGCUGCGUCACCGCCCACCGCAAGAUGAAGGUCUUCAGAGGUCACCUUGUCGUCAGUUUCGACGACAUGAAGAAGGGUCUGUUCGAUGAGUCUACUGAGCUGAAGAACGGCCCGACCUGCGACAUCCACGAGGGGGAGAAGAUACGGUUCUUCUGCAAGACGUGUGAGAUACCGGUCUGCCACAACUGCACGGUCCUGGACCACAGUCUCCCCAAGCACGAGAUCAGCAGGCUGAAGUCCACGUCAGAGGACCUUCGGCGGGAUAUUCUGCAUCACAUCAACGAAGCGACCCGCCACAAAAGCAUCUUAGACCGCAAAUCACACGACUUGGAAAGGAAGAAAGCCGAUUUCCACAAGAAACAUGAAGAAAUCUGUCAUCGGCUAGAAAAGAAGUUUGAAGAGUUGGCGCAACACAUCGACCAGCUCAAACAGAAAGCGCUGGAGAUGACGAAUACCAAGGCCGCCAUCAAGAUGAAAGAGAUGGACACCAUGAAAGAAAAAGUCGACUCCUACAGAUCCAGACUCAGCAGUGGCUGCACCUACGCGGAGAACAUUCUGACCAGAGGUUCUGACGCGGAAGUCGCCGCGGCAUUUCACCAGAUGAGGGAGAGUUUAAGUGAGGGAGUGAGGUGCUCGCGCCGGACGGAGCAGUACGUCCCUGACCUGACCACGGUCUGGGCAGAUGUGUACGAGAUGGAGCUCAACAGGCUGCUGGAAGAAGUCAGAGAGGUUCUGUGGAGGGAGGACGACGAGAUCGCAGAGAUGGUGCAGCGGACGGAAGGGACGUUCAAGUUCACGGUGGAAAACUUCACGUCUCUCCAGGACACCGCCAGCAGGCCAACCUUCUUCUUCAACAACUUC
Branchiostoma floridae (Florida lancelet) is the source of this 3262-nucleotide messenger RNA. Its product is annotated as E3 ubiquitin-protein ligase TRIM56-like. The record is from RefSeq and is a predicted model, not a curated record. The transcript has 5 exons. Gene Ontology annotation, cellular component: chromatin; nucleoplasm. Gene Ontology annotation, biological process: positive regulation of DNA-templated transcription. Gene Ontology annotation, molecular function: zinc ion binding; ubiquitin-protein transferase activity. Lineage: Eukaryota; Metazoa; Chordata; Leptocardii; Amphioxiformes; Branchiostomatidae. The annotation marks the transcript as partial.